Trichoplusia ni (cabbage looper) is the source of this 363-nucleotide messenger RNA. RefSeq names its product xanthine dehydrogenase 1-like. Bases 1 to 363 code for a protein of 120 amino acids. The record is from RefSeq and is a predicted model, not a curated record. Lineage: Eukaryota; Metazoa; Arthropoda; Insecta; Lepidoptera; Noctuidae. Gene Ontology annotation, cellular component: membrane. Gene Ontology annotation, molecular function: 2 iron, 2 sulfur cluster binding; iron ion binding; oxidoreductase activity. The transcript has 3 exons.
AUGAACCGAGUUCAGUUUAAAGUAAACGGUGUUCCAUAUUCAGUGGGAUGCGAGGUGAGCUCGGACGUGACACUCCUGGACUACGUCCGCGACGAGAUCGGGCUGAAGGGCACCAAGUACAUGUGUCGCGAGGCUGGGUGCGGCGCGUGCGUGCUCAGCGUGCGGCGCGGUGACACACCAUCCUACAGCGUCAACUCGUGCAUGAUGCCCGUAGUGUCAUGCCAUGGUUUGGAGAUAACAACUAUCGAAGAGUUGGGGGACAGGAAGAAAGGCUACCACGCGCUGCAGACGACCCUGGCGGAAGACCACGGCUCCCAGUGUGGGUACUGCUCACCUGGCUUGGUCAUGUCUAUGUACAGGUAA